AUAGACCCAUUUUGCUGCAUAUACGUACGGAGCCGAGCCCUAUAUCGCCUAUUACGCGUGAAUUGCUUCAUCCAGCUUCAAGUUCAAUUGGCUCGUCGACGAUCCUGCGGCACUGAUCACCCAACAACGCCUCUCAAUGCAUUCCCUGGUAGUUGUAACGAUGGACAGACUGGGCUUCCCACAAUCAAGACGGAGAUUACUAUGCAUUUUCGGCGCAUAUGUCCGCUUUCUUUUUUUGCUGCCCAUGCAGAGCCAAAUUGGUGCAGAAUGCUCUCGAAGUGUCGCAAAAGCGCAUAUAUCUUCCCAUUCGCAUCACCUCCCAGUACUGGACUCUGGACUUGCCUAUCUAUAUGGCUUCAUUACCGGACGAUCCUUGGUUCUCCACCGUCGACUCUGACAUCAUUGUUAAUAUUAGUCCAUCAGAUGGGACGGUCGUACGGAGCCGAUGCCUGCAAAACUCGGACCGUCAGAUGCUCAUCUGCACCCUCGUGGGUCGGA
Messenger RNA from Desarmillaria tabescens, 498 nucleotides. RefSeq lists its product as uncharacterized. Bases 137 to 397 code for a protein of 86 amino acids. NCBI's taxonomy places the organism in Eukaryota, Fungi, Basidiomycota, Agaricomycetes, Agaricales, Physalacriaceae. The record is from RefSeq and is a predicted model, not a curated record. The transcript has 4 exons.